GUGUGUGUGUUGGAGUGAGCAUGUGUGUGUGUGUGUUGCGUGCCAAGAAGGAAACUUUUCAACUUCCGGCCAAGUGACUUCGAUUUAAUUUCUUUGGCUUUUUUAUGGUCAAGGCAUUUAAUUAAUUUUUACUAUGGCAAUUUGAUUGCCUUUGUCAUCGUCGUCGUCUGGACUUAAUCUGCAGUCUGAGACACCGCCCCCAAACACCCGCCUCAAUUCUCCAGCCUCAAUAGCCAACUUGGGUGAGGGGAAACCAAGAUAUCAAUUGAGGCUAACUAGCCCCGAUCUGAUUCGCUCAGAAUGUAAUUAUACUUUGGAGAAUGUUCUGAGAACACACUGUGAUAGACGAAAAAGUAUACGAAACUUGCAAAGAGAAACGGGAAUCAACUAAAUAAAAUCAAUUCAAUCUAAUUGAAUUUUGUCACAAGAAGCCAAAACACAGACAAACUGUCGACUUUAUCGAUACGAAACUUUUCGGCAAACAUGCUGAACAAUCUUGGGGCCAAUGUGCUGGGCCCCAAGGAUUGUGAUUUACCCAAGGCAGCGUUAACCGCUUUGCAUGCUGGCGUUAAUAGUUUUGGCCAAUUGCCUGGUGCUCCAAAUAUAGCCGAUCUUGGCGGUGCUGGUGGUGGUCCAGGCGGCGGCGGCGGCGGUGGUGGUGGUGCUGGUGGUGGCCCUAGUAUUGGCGGUGUGGCACGACUUCAUAUCACUGGCAGUUUAUGCGAUAGUUCCAAUCCUUUAUCUGCCGCUGGCAGCAAUCACAACACCAACAACAACAAUAACAACAGCAACAACAACAACAAUAACAACAACAUGCAGCAACAGGAUCAGCAUCUGGACAAAAACAAACAGAAACGCCAUCGCACCCGUUUCACCCCGGCCCAGUUGAACGAACUUGAGCGAUGCUUCUCCAAGACCCAUUAUCCGGAUAUAUUUAUGCGCGAGGAGAUUGCCAUGCGCAUUGGCCUAACCGAGUCCCGGGUCCAGGUCUGGUUCCAGAACCGCCGUGCCAAAUGGAAGAAGCGCAAGAAGACCACAAAUGUGUUUCGUACUCCGGGAGCUCUCUUGCCAUCACACGGACUGCCGCCAUUCGGGGCGAAUAUAACCAAUAUAGCCAUGGGCGAUGGCCUGUGCGGCACUGGGAUGUUUGGCGGCGAUCGCUGGAGUGUGGGGGUCAAUCCGAUGACAGCAGGCUUUGGCCAAUUGAAUCAAUCGUCACCGCUCUCAUCUACCCUGAAUAGCGGUCUCAAUUCGGGCAUUAAUAUGGGCAGCUAUCAGCACUAUGGCCUGAAUGCUUUGGGCGACUCCAUGAUGUAUCAGCACAGUGUGGGCGGGGUGAGCUGCGGGCCGAGCGGCUCCCCGAACGCCACCACGCCUCCCAAUAUGAACAGCUGCUCAUCGGUGACCCCACCGCCUCUGUCCAACCAGCCCAAUGCUCCUCAAAAUGAAGUGAAUGGCGAACCCAUGCCAAUUCAUCAACAGCCGCAGCAGACUCACCAACAGCAGCAACAGCAACAACAUCGUCAUUGUCACAACGAUAUAUUGUUUUUCGCAAUAAUUUACGGUCUGAGCAGGAAAGCUCUGGGAAUGCCCACUUGCUGCCGCAUUGUCAUCAGUCUAUGCAAUCACCAACUGAUGGCAGUGGAGGCGCAACCACCACCGAAGAGGAUGUCUGGCGAGGACACAGCAUUGCAGCUUUGA
This is a messenger RNA of Drosophila willistoni, 1701 nucleotides long. It is a transcript of the gene otp, whose product is annotated as homeobox protein orthopedia. Gene Ontology annotation, molecular function: DNA binding; DNA-binding transcription factor activity, RNA polymerase II-specific. The record is from RefSeq and is a predicted model, not a curated record. The transcript has 10 exons. Bases 484 to 1701 code for a protein of 405 amino acids. Lineage: Eukaryota; Metazoa; Arthropoda; Insecta; Diptera; Drosophilidae. Gene Ontology annotation, biological process: regulation of DNA-templated transcription; neuron differentiation.